Indicator indicator is the source of this 996-nucleotide messenger RNA. RefSeq names its product STEAP family member 1 (gene STEAP1). The record is from RefSeq and is a predicted model, not a curated record. The transcript is spliced from 4 exons. Bases 1 to 996 code for a protein of 331 amino acids. Lineage: Eukaryota; Metazoa; Chordata; Aves; Piciformes; Indicatoridae. Gene Ontology annotation, cellular component: plasma membrane; endosome.
AUGGAGGAGAGGGAAGGUGAGAGUCCUGGCAUUGAUCAGAACGCAGGCCAGAGCAUCACACCAAGCAGAAACACAGGAAACCUCAGCAGCUGGGCUGCGGACAUCCAAGCCAUCAGUCCACCAGAAGCUCUUGGUGAGUUUGAACUGUCUCCCGCACAGAAGUGGCAGCAGGCUCUGUUCCCCAGGUGGCACUUGCCUCUGAAGAUAGCUGCUGUGCUGUCAGCAGUCACCUUUGUGUACACUGCCCUCAGAGAUGUCCUGUAUCCUUUUCUGAGCAGGAAGGAAAAUGCCUGCUAUAAAAUUCCAAUCCUUGUGGUGAACAAAGUGCUGCCUGUGGUUUCCAUCACCCUUUUGGCACUGGUGUAUUUGCCAGGACUGUUAGCUGCUGCCUUCCAGCUGUACUUUGGCACCAAGUACAAGAGGUUCCCGCAGUGGCUGGACAGAUGGAUGUUCUCAAGGAAGCAGUUUGGACUUCUCAGUUUCCUCCUGGCUGCCAUGCACGCCUGCUACAGCCUGUGCUACCCCAUGAGAAGGUCUUACAGAUACAAGCUGCUGAACUGGGCUUUCCAGCAGGUGAAACAGAAAAAGGAAAAUGCCUGGAUUGAAGAUGAUGUUUGGAGGAUGGAGAUCUAUGUGUCCGUGGGAAUUCUGGGCCUUGCUUUGCUGGCCGUGCUGGCAAUCACAUCAAUCCCAUCUGUCAGUCACUCCCUGACCUGGAGAGAGUUCCACUGCAUCCAGAGCAAGAUGGGAUGUUUAGCUCUGCUCCUGUGCACCCUGCACGCCCUGGUGUUUGCUUGGAACAAGUGGGUUGAUGUUAACCAGUUCAUCUGGUACACACCACCCUCCUUCAUGAUAGCAGUGCUCCUUCCUCUGGUGGUCCUGCUAGGCAAAUGCACAUUGCUUUUGCCAUGCUUUAGGAAGAGGAUCAAACAGAUCAGGUGUGGCUGGGAAGCUGACACACACCCCAAUCAAACUAGCAUCACCUCCAGACUGUAG